Molecule: messenger RNA, 1797 nt
Organism: Mesocestoides corti
Lineage: Eukaryota; Metazoa; Platyhelminthes; Cestoda; Cyclophyllidea; Mesocestoididae
Source: the annotation of a GenBank genome assembly
AUAAACUCUAUAAAGUGGGACAAAUGUGGAAAGUUCAUAUUAUCUGGAGGUGAUGACCGGUGUGUUGCAAUCACAGACGUAUUUUCUGAUGCUCAAGAAAAAGUCCUUUUUCGGAAAGAUUUACGGGCUAUGAGUAAUGUAUUCACUGCGAAGUUUGUACCAGACUCUUCCACAGAAAUGAUUUACGCGGGGUUUCGCUGUGGAUGCGUCGUACGUGUUUCUGUGAACGGUGGAGUUGAUUCAAAUGAAAGUCAACUUUUUUUCUGUCACAAGAUGCCUGUUUAUGAUAUUUUGACACCCCAAGACCAGGAAAAUUGCUUAUUAACACUUUCUCAUGAUCGCACUGUUCGUUUGUGGGAUACAAGGAUGCCUCAUUGUAUCGGUCGUGACAUGCAGCCAUGCGGUAGAACGUGUUUCUACGGUGCCAUCAAUUCAGCGUCAUCCGCUCACUCUAGACUCCCACUAAUCGCGCCGACACUAAAGUUUGAUUUUCCUGUAACUGCUGGUGAUAUUCAUCCCAUUGAUGGUUCACGGUCCAUUGCAGUAGCCAGUGCAGAUGGUUUCGUGCGCUUGUUUGAUAUGCGGCUAUUAUUUUCUUCGUCAAUGGACUCCCUCGCCAUUGGUUCCAAGCAAAUGACACCCCAUCCAUACCAGAUCGUUCGUCCACUUGGUCUUGUUAGUCGAUCGAACGUCUCACGUGAGAUCCGCCUUGACUAUGGACCGCUCUUCAUAACUUCUGUUCGAUUUGAACCUCCCCACUCACCCUUCCCGAUGACCUUCAGGAGGAAGUGGCGUCGCCUCAAGCCGCAGUAUCCCGGUCGCCGACUUCUCGUCAGUCACAUGUACUCGUCCGUCUUCCUCUUCGAUUUAGACAGACUUGAAGAAAAAGUCGAAGAGUUUUCAAGUGCUACCGAUCAAGUUACGCAAUUUGACACUUCGCAUACAGAGAGGAUAGAUGAAACCAACCUUCCUGUUCCGGAGACUGCUGAAACUCCUGUGGGGGAGACUACACGUGACGCUGUCAAUCCGAAUGCAGUUUUCGCAAUGAUUCUCAUUGGAAUGAUGGCGAGGCGUCGCGCAAUGUUAUUGGAGCAAAAUCGUUUGGAAUCCGGACAAGCGAUUUCGGAGGGCGUUGUUGAAGUGGAAUCUGCCAACGAGACUGAAAAUAACCGUAGCAAUAAUGGGCCUUCUAGUCCUACUAAUGCACAAAGUGAAGGUGGAGAUAGGAUCGCACCAUUCGACUUUGCUUCUGAUGAAAUGAUUGCUCGUGUAUUAUCUUCCUGCCCUCGGGCACGACAAAUAUCUUCGUACGCUGGGCAGCGUUCGAUUCGCACUGUGAUUAAGGAUUCGUGUUUUUGGGGCGAUGGAUACAUCAUGAGUGGAUCGGAGUGCGGUCAUGUCCUGGCGUGGGACCGGUUCACUGGUGAGCCUGUUAACGCCAUUAAAGCCGAUUCUUCUGUCGUGAAUCGUCUCGAGGCCCACCCUUUUCUCCCUUAUCUGGCUGUUAGCGGCGUGGAUCACAGCUUUAAAGUUAUCCAACCGGCACCACUGCCGAUCGAUGAAAUGGACGAAAGCCUUGCCGAGCAGAUUCGCAGGCGAAAGGCUGAGGCCGUGCAGCUGGUGGAAAGUAACCUGGUGAGAACUCAGCAGGCCGUCGAAAACACCGCCUCCUUACGUGAACAGCUGGCGAGCUUUCGAAUCGGUCGAAUGGCGAGAUUACUUCUGAGUCAAUUGGCCGAAAGGAGAAGUGGGUCUGUUCAGCGGAACGAAGAGGACGAGACUGACGAUGCACCAUGA